Molecule: messenger RNA, 1040 nt
Organism: Hyaloscypha bicolor E
Lineage: Eukaryota; Fungi; Ascomycota; Leotiomycetes; Helotiales; Hyaloscyphaceae
Product: NAD(P)-binding protein
Exons: 2
Molecular function (GO): oxidoreductase activity, acting on the CH-OH group of donors, NAD or NADP as acceptor
Source: RefSeq, a predicted model, not a curated record
CGGCCAUAAAUAGAGAGAGAGUCUUGUUGAGAAAGCAUUAUUACCUAACUCUUUUGACAAGAUACACCCCCCACUUUGCGACCCCUCACUGAUCCAGUCAGUUCCUUGCACCUUCAUCCGCUCUCAAGAAACGUCAUUGUAUGCAGGUACUGUACACUUCAAUACCAAAUUUCGGUUCUUUUGAUUCUCCUCCUCCUUUAUGCAUCUUUGAUCACUUUACUUCCCUGAUAAUGCGACAAACCUGGCUCGUAGUCGGCGCCUCCCGAGGUAUCGGCCUUGAAUUCGUCUCCCAACUUCUCCACCGCGGGGACACCGUAAUCGCCACAGCCCGCGCUCCCCCUCCUUCCAAAACGACCGCACCUCCACCCUCCCAAUAUGGCAAUGCCAGCCAACUCUGGUCUUUGACCGGCACGCCUAACGGGCACAACCUGAAAAUCCUCGAAUGCGACGUAUCCAAUGAAGAAAGUAUAAAAUCAUUCACGGAGCAAGUGAGGAAGUUAGGACGGAAAGGAGGUGUGUUGGAGAAGGGAGUUAUUGAUGUUGUGGUGCUGAAUGCUGGGGUAUUGAUUUAUCCGAAUCGGAUUUCAGAAAUAACAUUCGAAACCUUCUCCCACCACCUACAAACAAAUACCAUCGGCCCCCUCCUCACAGCCCAACACCUGCUCUCUCUCUCCUCCCCUCCCUCACCUGCCUCUUCCACAACACCACUCUCACCAACCUGGGGUCCGUCAACCCCGCUCUCAAUCCGCACACUGGUAUUCAUCUCCUCCGACUCCGGCUCCACGACCAAUUUCCGCGCUUUCGAAGACGGGUUCGGCGCGUACGCUGCCUCGAAAGCAGCGCUCAAUCAAGGACUACGACAUUUAGCUGCUGAGUUAGAACGAAAGCGGAGAGGGGAUAGAGAGAGGACGGUAGUUUUGGCAAUCCACCCAGGGGAAGUGGGUACGGAUAUGGCGAACGUGAGUUUAGAAUGGGAGGUCGAGGGGAUUGUCAGUCCGAGGGAGAGUAUUGGGUGUAUGUUGAAGGUUAUUGGGGAGAAG